Scylla paramamosain (green mud crab) is the source of this 12128-nucleotide messenger RNA. RefSeq names its product TBC1 domain family member 16-like (gene TBC1D16). Gene Ontology annotation, cellular component: early endosome. The record is from RefSeq and is a predicted model, not a curated record. NCBI's taxonomy places the organism in Eukaryota, Metazoa, Arthropoda, Malacostraca, Decapoda, Portunidae. Bases 484 to 3198 code for a protein of 904 amino acids. Gene Ontology annotation, molecular function: GTPase activator activity. Gene Ontology annotation, biological process: activation of GTPase activity. The transcript is spliced from 15 exons.
CCUGCGCUGGUUCGUGAGUUUGCUGCGGUGACGCGGUGCAGCAGUGAGUGAAAUUUCGAAUCAUAAUCACGUAGGGAGUGUUCACUGGGGAAACGUCAGUGAGGGUAUUUUUAUUAUUUGAAUUAUUACUUGAUAAUAUGUCAACUUUUGCGUGUGUGUGUGUGUGUGUGUGUUGGUGGAUGAGCAGAGUCAGGUGGCGCUUGGUAGGGCGAGCGGCUGGCUGCAGUGUUUGGCCGGCGCUGGUCAGUCUUGCCCCACACACUCUGGUAAUAAGUGUUUCCGUAUUCCCGGCUGCUUCUCCCUGUACUAAGCACCACCACACAUCACCAGAAAGCCACGAGUACGUAAAAAGAGCGACGCGGGAAUGUUGUUGCAUCACCGACACGUUCAAGCCAAGGCAAGGAUGGCCACAAGGCACUGAGCUCCUGAAGUCACUGAUCUGGUCUGCUCCGUGGUCUCCCAUCCUAAUCCAACUCCUUCAGGAUGUCCCUCAAUGGCAUUAUCCGAAGGGCCUCCAGCUUUCUUGGCCUCACAGGAUCUGAGAAUUCCAAGCCGACUUAUGAAGAUGGGGAUAUUGUGUUCUGCAAGAACAACGUGUGUGUGCAUCCCCCUUGGCGAUGCCGGGGUGACGGGGAGAAGGUGCACCACCCAGGUUACUUGGUGAUCAAGUGCCAGGCAGACCCUUGCCACGGCACCACUCUGCACCUUAGCUGGAUACCCAAUGAGAGGCUCAAGAGGAACCAUGACCUUAUUUCACAGAUCAAUGGUGAGGGGAACAGCCGCAGCAACUCCCCAUAUCCUACCUCAGAUUCCGAGUCCCUCUCCAUGUCCUCACUGGCACUUCAUGACAGCAGUGGCACAGUGAGGAAGACUUCCUUGGAUGAUGCAGCAAUGUCCACCUCUGGCAUAUCCACACUGGACACCUCAAGUGAUGCAACACAUUCCAAGGAGGAGGUGAGCCCUAACAGUGAGGGAGGCAGCAGUCAUAGCCCUCCCAAGGCAGGCAUGGAGGCUAGUGGGGGCACCACAGAGGCAAGCAGUGAAGAGACAGGCAGCAGCAAUGGGUACCCAGCAGAGGAGCAGGAGGUAGAAGAUGGUGCAAGUACUGCAAAGAACACCCCAGCUGGAAGUGUUAGUGAACAGAACUCAGAGGAAAGUAUGAGUUCAGCUGAAGACAGUAAGGAACAGAGUGAGGAACAGAGUAAUAGUUGUGAGAGUUCAGCAGACAGUGUUGUGAAGGACAUGGAGAGAGAGAGUCCAGAUCUGAACCCUGGCAAAGGCAGUACAACAGAUGACAGUGGUGAGCACAGCAUGGAGGACCUCAAGGACAGCUCGCAGGAAAGUACCAGCGACUCCAGUAACCAGAACACAGAGGCAAAGGAGAGCAUCCCUGUCGUGGAGACCGAGACUUCUGAUGACAGCACUCAACAAGCAGCUUCACAGGAAACCACUAGUGACAAUACACACAGCACUUCAAAUCCCCAGGCAGAGAGAGUGAAGAAAAGACACAUAUCCUCUUCUGGCAGCAGCAGCUCAGAUGAAGACAAACUGGCAGAAACCCUCACCAUCACAGAGACGCCAGAGAUCUCAGGUACAGGUGGCCACCUCACGAGCGAGGGCGACGAGAGUCUUGAGUCUUCUCCCGAACCUCAUGUAUGUCCCCCACCUCACUACCUCACUUCCACCAAUGGGGAGCAGUACUGGUAUGAACGCAGCGCUGAGUCAAUGGCAUACUCAGCCAACCUGGCAUUCCCUGACACAGCUUCCCUCAACUCCUUCUGCCCGACCCCUGUGGAUGGUGGCUCUUCCCCCAUCAGGAGGGAGCACAAGUGUGGCAUCUUCAGCAUUGAUGUCAGACAGAGCAAAUCCUUGCGGCUGUUCUUCAGUGACCGGGACAAUACGUGUGGCCAGCUUGUCAUUGCCAGCCGGGAGAGUCAGUACAAGAUCUUCCACUUCCACCAUGGUGGCUUGGACAAGCUGGCGGCUGUGUUUGAGGACUGGAAUUUCCUGGUGAAGCCAAGGGAUGAGGAGAGUCCAACCGGCGAUGUCUCCCUCAAGCAAUUCCUUGUUUGCAAGCCUGAAGUGAGUGAGUCUGAGCUGCACCCUGAGGAGGGCCAGCACAGGUGUCUCGAUGCUGAUGCCUGGGUCACCUACUUCAAUGAGGAUGGUCAAAUUGAGGACGACUUAGCCCUGCGUCAGGCCAUCUUCUUUGGGGGAGUGGAGCCGCAGUUGAGAGCCAACGUGUGGCCUUUCCUCCUCCAUUACUAUGACUUCCGCACCACCUUCUUGGAGCGGCAGGCCAUCAUGGAGGAGAAGCACCAACUCUACCACAAGAUCAAUGCAUUGAGGGAGAGCAUGUCGGGGGAGGAGCUGGACUGGUUCCGCCGCAACGUUCAGUGUACGGUGGAGAAGGACGUGGUGCGCACUGACCGCUCCAACCCUUGCUUUGCUGGCAAUGACAACCCCAACCUGGAGAAGAUGAAGAGGAUCCUGCUCAACUUUGCUGUACACAAUCCUGUCAUGGGGUACACACAGGGCAUGUCGGACAUCCUGGCACCCAUCCUGGCUGAGGUGCGCAAUGAGGCUGAUGUGUUUUGGUGCUUUACGGGCCUCAUGAGCAAGACCAUCUUCGUCACCUCACCCAAGGACGAGGACAUGGAGAAGAACCUGAGCUACCUGAGGGAGCUCCUGCGACUCAUGACUCCUCGGUUCUUCAAUCACAUGGACAAUCAGCAGGAUGGGAUGGACCUGCUCUUCUGCCACAGAUGGAUCUUGCUAUGCUUCAAGCGAGAGUUCCCAGAGGAUGAGGCGUUGGCAAUGUGGGAGGCGUGCUGGAGUAACUACCAGACUGACUACUUCCAUCUCUUCCUGUCCGUGGCCAUCGUCAGCAUCUACGGGGCCGAUGUGGUGGACCAGAACCUACGGCCAGAUGAAACUCUGCUGUACUUCACCUCCCUAGCUGGCCACAUGCAGGGUCAGAUGGUGCUGAAGAAGGCUCGUGGUCUCCUGCAUCAGUAUCGCAGCAUGAGCCACCUGCCAUGCACGCUGGUGGGCCUGUGUGAGCUGUGUGGGCCAGGCAUGUGGGACUCGGGACAUGUACCAGUGGUGGCAUGUGUGGGACACCCAGAUGACCAGGCCUGCCCCCUCACCCAGUCUUCCUCCACUCAAGGCACUACUCCUGCCUCCUCUGCCUCUUGACACGCCACCAGGAAGGUCCUCCACCAGCUGGUUAUGUGUAAGUAGUUGGAGCUGACAGGUGGUCACUUGGCUGGUUGCUGGAGUGUGCUGAGAGGUGAAGAGAGAAGAAAACUAUCAUGGUCAUUAGUGAAAUAACUGGAGUCUCAUAUUUCUGCUGUUUUUCUCUUAUAUUUCAUUAGUCCUAGAUCACCUAAUGUGUUAUCAGUUGUCAGAUUUUGUAAGACUGUUUGCACAUUAGAUUUAAGAUUGAGAGAAAAUGCAAACAGUGGAAGUGAGUGUGGCAAGUUAGUUGAUUUCUGACCUUGAUUUUACCAUUGCAUUACACUGUUGUGAUGUGAUGUGCUUCAGUCAGUGUGUUGGGAAGUGGUGUUAUUUCAGUCUUGAACACAGAGCCCCACCCAUGAUUAUAUAAUGUGUUUUGUUUUUAAUGAUGUGAUGUGUUUGUUGGAGUGAUAUGUUAUGAGUGAGAAGAUUUCAUGUCCAAUUUUCUUAGUGAUGUGUUGUAUUGCAGUUAUUAUGUUUCAGAGUGAUGUUAUUUAAACUGUGAAUCAAGUGUUUUCUGUCAUAUUUGAUUUUGAGGUUUAUAUCUUUUGACUGAAGACUUUCAUAAUAUAGAAUGGUAUAACUUUCUACAGUGUGCCCUUAGUGCACAGUGCUGUUGUAUUAUUAUGUGAAAAUGAUGUUUUCCAUGACACAACAAACAUUUCACUAGACACAACUAAGAUCUGAUUUUUUUUUUUUUUUUUUUUAGACAGAUUUAUGUUACUUUCCCAUGCUGUCUGAAGUGUAUCAUGUUGCUAUUGGAUCAAGGCAUCAUGUGUGUGACAUGAAGGUUGGAUUGGAAAAUGAUCAUAAAUUUGGCACUUGAGGAACACCACAACUAAGGUUUAGCAUUGUGAGAGGCAUUGACUGUCACUGUGUUGUUGUCAUGCUCAGCUGGCAGGAAGAGCUAUGCCUGGCAGAAUAUUACAGCAGAAAGGAUUUUAAUAGUUAAGCAUUAUGAGCAGCUGAACACUAUGAUUUUUUAGACUUUAAUAUUAAUAUAAUUAAUUGAAACAGAGAAAUGAGGUCAUGCAUGUACAGUAUAUAAUAGGUUUUACCAUAUUCCCCCAUUAGCCAUUAAGAGUGAUCGAGUCGUAUCCUUGUAUGAUGUGUAGUCAUUGAAUUCCCAAACUGGCACUCCUCAUAAGCAGGACAUACAGCUGUCAUGCCUGUCUUUGGGCACAAGAACACUAAAAAAUUGGUAUGAAAGUAGAAUAGAUUGGCCAAGAGAAACUAGUGCUGGUUAUUGAGCACCUGGAAAUGAACUUGUAGCAACCAUGAGAGUCACCAACUGAGGAUUUUGGCCUCCUUAACUGUCCCAUCUUUGCACUGCCACCACUUGUCUCAGGUGCAGCAGCUCAGGUGUGCUGCAUCACUCCACAUUGGACAGCUUUAUUGAGGAUGACGGAAGCAGACUAAGAUUACCUUAUGUGUUUUUAUGUAAAGUGUCAGUCUGGAAAUUUAUUGAGAACACCUCAUAAGGGAGAGUAAGAGAAGGGAAUAAGAAUUUUUUAUGGUGCUCUGGUGGCUUUGUUGUGUCAAGACUGUGGAAUGUGAUAGUUGACAUUAAGAAGAGGCUUUGUUCAUUUUGAUCAUUAGGAUGGGUUUGCCAUGCAUUUAUUUAUCUUUGUGAUAUUAUGUAACAUAAGAAAUGAAGGCAUUUGAAGGGCAUUUAUUAUCUGAUGAUUUAUGUUUGUGAGUAUGCAUACUUGUGUGUGUGUUGAUUAGUGAUGACCAUCCUAGCAAUACUAAAUGUUUGUGUGUGUGUGUGUGUGUAUGUGUGUGUUUGUGUGGUGGCCAGCAGCAGCAUUGAUUGCCAUCAGUGUGGCAUGAUAAUGAAAGUUGUCUUGUGUUUUGUAUAAGUUUCAGUUUGUGAUUUUACUCUCAUUUGAGUUAAUCUUUCACCUCUGUGCAUUUUAUUUAUGAGUGAUAGACAAACUAUGUUCUCAGACAGACAUUUGCACAUUUAAGCAUUUUUUUAGAUUGCAGAGAUGAAGCAGCACCAGGUGCUUUUAUAUUCCAGACACCAGUAUACAGUGGCUGCCAAGCCAUGACCGACAAAACUAUUAUAGGUUUCUAUAUUCACCAAAGAUUUGGAGAUUUCUCAUGACUUGUUGUUUUAGUCAGACACAAAUGUGUAUGUAUCUCUUUGUUUUAAGUCUUCCAAAGAUUCAAUGCUAUUGCAUUUCCAGCUUAGACAAGUAUGUAUAAUUUUAAGUAAGAUAGUAAAUUUUAAAAAUAAUGCUUGGAGAAAAAAAGAAAAAGAGGAGCGUAGGGAAACCUUAGAUAAAGAGUCUUUCACAGAGGCAAUAACAUUUAGCUCCUGUAACUUGCAUUAGAGGUCUGCAUUCACGGUUGUGUGUCACUGAAUCUCCGGAUGCUGUGGAUGUCUCAGCAGCUUCCUGGCAUCUGAUAAUCUCUUAGAGCAAAGUAUGUAUUAUAAGAUUGUUACCCUUGAGGUUGGGUUUCCAGUUGACUCUUUUGGAGGUCUUGCAUCCUCUCUUGGACAUCAUGAAAGUAAGUUUGUUCUUGAUAUCACUUCCUGGAUUCUCUUUCAUGCUUUCCUUCAGCAAGAACCAUGAAGGUUGUUAUAAUUAUUUCCAAUAGUCCUCUUCUCUGUUUCAUCAAGACUUGCUCCAGCACCAGGGUAGUGGCUGCAUACACCAUUCCCCCUAUUCCAUGAUCCCCCAGUGGCCAAGUUGUGAUUAUUGCCUGCCCUUUACUACCCUUUACAGUGGUGCUGGUGCUGGCGUAGGUCAGUGAUGUAAAUAAAUAUUCUUAAUGCACUUGAUACAAAAUUGUUUAUUCUAUAGUCACUAAGUAAAGACAUGUGUGGAGUCUUGUGUGAUGCUUACCAUUUCCAAGUUUGUGGUGAUGGUGGGCGUGGGUUUGAGGCCUCUUGUUGCUGUAGGUUUUAAGGAAUUUUUUUUUGUAUAAUCCUACCUGACAAUAACAUUUUCUUGAUAUUUUAGGAUUUCAUUGGGAUUAAGUCACUGGUCCCAUGAAUAAGCUAGUCAUGCCCUGUGUGUGUGUGUGUGUGUGUGUGUGUGUGUGUGUGUGUGUGUGUGUGUGUGUGUGUGUGAUACAGCUUAAGUAACAAGGUUUAAUGAGUGAAUCAUGUGUGUGGGAUGAUUCAGAGACACUCAUUCCUCUGCAUACACAAAACAUCAACAUACAGAUGCUUGGCAGAGAAGAGAAUGAAUGAUUACCUUUAGGCUCCUCAUCUCUGAGAACAGUAGUCGUAACUUGUUUCCACGCCACUGUACUGCACAUACUAACUUUUCAACUUGUUUUGCACCACUCAGCUACACACACUAGCACAUUAAAUUACAGUAUCUGUCACUUACUCAUACUAUAUUAUCACUAAUUUUCUUACUAUAUUUUCUUUUUAUCCCUGUAACUUUCAUAAUGUGCUGUUCUAUCACAAUUUCUCUUGCUUUACUAUUUUAUUUUUGUAAUUUUCGCUUUACUAUUUUAUUUUUGUAAUUUUCCAUCAUUGCAGUUCUUAUACUGUAAAUACUGUUUUAUCACUGCUGUUCUCAUUCUUUCAUAGUAUUUUGUUCUCUGUAGUUUCUGAGUUUUCCUCAUUACUGCAGUAUUAUUUUUUUAGAGUUAGCACUAAGCAUUAUAGUAGUGGAUGCUUGUAGUACAGCUGUGGAUCAGUGCAUUCUUUAAUCUUUCACUCUUGUUGAUCACCAGUCUUGCACUGAGAGAAGCACAUGAGUAAUGCUUCCUCAUUUUUAGUUAUUCAGCUUUUUGCACCUCACCUGAAUGUGACAUCACUGGCAUUGCUUUCCCAUGAAAAUGACCACCACUUUCCAUGUAGGGUUUAGGGACGCCAUGUGUAUCCAUGAAAGAUAGCAAUGUAUACUUGUACCACAACAAUUGGUGAGUCUGUAGAGGCACUUUGUGUAUAGGAUUGUUGUUGUGGUCUGUCAGCAUAAUACUAAUUAUGGUGCUGGAGAGUACUGCCCUAUUUUAUUUAUUUUUUAUUUUUUUCUUCCUGUUACCAAACACAGCAAUACCACAGACACUUCUCACUUUUCUCAUUAUUACGGCCCUUCACCCUUUCUGUCCUUCUUGAAGUUGAAUUCUCUGUGGCAUGGUGUUAUUUCAUCAGUAAUAGCAACUUCAGUCACUUGCCAUAGUUAUAUGCACUGGAAUAAUAUUAAUUUUCUAUAAGUUGGAUAUUGAAAAUUUAUAAUCAUAAUAGUGAUAAUGACUGUUGUAGUGGUGGGUACAGCAUUACAUGAUUAAUUGGUUGACCGUAAGGCUUGUGUUGAGUCACACUUGCCUGACUAUUGUUUCCACAUUACUGUACAGCUUGUGGUGAAAUCUGGUCAUUGGCACAGCUUGAACUUGCCUAAAAUACUGCUUGUUGUUGUUAAUCAGUCUUGGUCAAUCUGUUUCUCAGCAGGACUUGAGGUAGUGAUACUCAUCUUAGUCUUUUCUGGCUGUGCUUUAUCAGUUACUGCUAUCUGUGGUUUCCAUUCACUAUCAUGGACAAAAAAGCAGGUUUGGGAUGAUGGCGCGAAGUAUGGUGAUAGUUCACCUAGCCAUCAACCACCAGCCUUUGGUCUAGUAACCUCUGUGUAAGUCUGCCUUGUGUGUUAUCUGUGGUUGUGGUGAAAUAAGAGUACAUGAUUCCGUGAUUUCUUAGGAUACUUCAGUGCUUUGUCACUGUUCAUCCUAGUGAGUAAGGAGACAAUCUUUAUGGUGAUGAUUGACUGCUGCCUUCCUGUUUUAAACAUGAGGACAGUAUCACAGAACUGAUUAAAUGUUUCAGGGAAAUAUUGACAAUAAGUUGAUCUUUCUGUGUACAUAGGAUAAGAUAAUAUAAAUAACUAAAAACUCACAUGAUGGCUUCUUGUGAAACUCCUCUUGCAAAGACAUGAUUAAACACAUGUCAGGAAAUGUGGAGCCAGUUGCACCAGAGUGGCCAAGGUGCCUGAAGGAAGGAGAGAAUGAGGCUUGGGUUAAGAGUCAUGGAGGUUAAAUGCAGCAUGAAUCAAACUGCAGCAUCUUUUAUUUUCCCAGUCAUUAUAGUAAUGCACUGAAAUACAGAUACAAAAGAAUAUCUGUUAACAUUUUUUUAGGAAGGAACACACUACUAACAAGAUUGAAAUCAUGAAUUGAUAGCUAUCUGGAUUUGAAUUCAAAUGGAUAGUAAAUGAUUGCUAAGAAUGUAUUACAUUUCAUGAGCCAUGGGAUUCUUGUAGUGUGUACCAGUGGAACACUAAUUCAGACCUUUGUGAAUCUGUAUGACUCAUAAUUCAGUUCUUAUCUUUUCCUGUAUGUAGUACAAGUGAAAGUUUACACAAAGGUUUCACCUUAUUUAUUUUGUACUAAAUUAUCAUAUUGUGUUUGUUUCAUUGUGAUAUUUUUGUUCUGUAUGUACAAAUGAUGUGUACCAAUCUUGCACACAACUAUAAUAUUUGUUGUGAAUUUUGUGACAGUGUAAGGUGUGAUGGAAUUGCACCAGAUGCUUUGUUUCUCUGCAUACAAAAUGUUUUUGUUUUCAAUGUGAACUUACUACAAACUUUUCCUUUCAUGUGUUGUGAUUAUAUCUGCACCAAUUACUUAUAGCUUAAGUGUGCCCCUGAGAGAGGAAGUAAGGUGUGGAAGGCUGGCUGCACUGCCCUCCACCACAUCAGCAGUACAAAGUGUCUCUAACAUAUCAUGUGCCAUCACUCCAACACACACAGGUGCUGAGCGCAUCACUGUUUGUGGUACAGCUCAUCUUGAAAUUACUCAUCACAUUCAGUAUUACAUAAUAUGUAUACAUGUUAGAGGAGAGUUAUAGUGCAUUGCAACAUAAAACUCGUGUAGCUUCGUGAGUGGACCAGUCUCUAUAUGUUAGAUGCAGGAACAGUCAGCCUUGCAAAACAAUCAGGAGUCAGCAUCAUAAUACAAAGUAGGGUCAUCCAAGGUCUCCAUUUGUGGGUUGAGUUAUUUGCAAGUGUGGUGUUGAGCUGUGAAGGUGCUGGCUAGUUGGCCAAUUGAUGUGUCAUACAUUGGACAUUAUUUACAAGUUUUCUUUUUCAUCAUUUAACACCAACAGGCCACAUAUCAAAUAUCAUUGCCUUAAAAAGUGCAUUUUCUCUGGAAUCACUGUCUUAUUAAUGAUGAUACUGGUAUUAUAUAGAAAAUGUAAUGAUGAAAGAAUAAGAUGUGGACUUGAGUGUCAGAAAGUGUAUUGGUAUCUCCUGACAUAAUGGAGGAAUAAGACCAGUAUUUAAGUGGCUGACCAUAAAAGCCUGUUGUGGGUAUUGUUCUUAGCAGUCACUGUUCAUAACUGUAUCAGCACACACAUGUAGCUUUGGAGAGGCACAGAUCGCUGCAUAGCCACCUUUUCAUAGAUGCUUGCAUAUGUCAUAUAUGAGUUUGGUAUGGACCUCCAUGUUUGUGGUAUUUACCUACAUCAAAAUCUUCAUGUGUGUAGAAAUAGAGCAGUGCAAUCUUCUCUAAAUGAUAAUGUUGAGGAGUAUAGCGGAUUUAACAUUUUCUUCAUGUGUGGAAAGUUUACCAGUUGUAUUGUUUGGCUGUGUGUGUGUGUGUGUGUGUGUGUGUGUGUGUGUGUGUUUUGGCUUCCAUAUUGUGCCUGUAGUCUGCAUUUAAAUCCCUAUUGCUCUUUUGGUACAUUUAAAUGUGAAGAUUUUGAAGGUGUAACAUUUGCACACCCUGCCUCUGUGUGAAGCUGCUGACAGAGUGCAGUCAUUAUGUGUUGGCUUUGCACACACUACUGGAAUUGAUUGCUGGUGGACAGUGGUCAUCAACUCACUCCUCAGGGACACAAAAGAUAGGUCAUAGUCAUCUGUAAGGAAACUGUCACAUUAUGUAUCCAUUUUGUCCUGUGUUGUUGUUUAAAAGUCACUGUAACCUGCAAGGAUGCCAGCCAGUCAAGCCAGUGUAUCUUCAGCAUUCAGGGAUGCCUGCCAUGCCAGUGUAUGAGCAUUUGUGAUGUUCAGGGGCACCAGCCAAGCCAGUCAACAGAUGCAUGAAGUUGUAUUAAGGUCAGGAUGGAUAACAAGUGCCAGUAACUUUAUCCUGUUCUUGUAUAUUAACUCCACCUCCCUACAAAAUGAAAAGACAAAACUGAGAUAUAUAGAACAUUCCCUUACAGUUCACGUUUCCUGUGUGAUGUCGGCUGUAUAGUAUUUCCUACUCAGACAAUCUUUAAAAGUUCCUCGAGAUUCAAGUCUAGAUGCCGCAGUGUCAUUUCCUGUGGCAAGAUUAGCAUUCAGUGCAAGUAAGUAGGUGUGUUGUAGUGAUUGUACAAUUAGUGUUUUAACAUUUCAUGCAUAUAACAUCCAUUGUCUCUAAAUAGCAAAGGAAAGUAUAGAACAUCUAAAACCAGACUAACAAGGAAAAAUCAAGUCUUUGUUUAUAGUAAUUCUUCUUAGGUCUUAGUAUAUUCUUAGUCAGAUUUGCAACACAAGCUCCAGUCAUCCUCGGACAGUGCAGCACUAAUGGACUCGAAGCAUUUGGGCUGUGUGUGUGUGUGUGUGUGUGUGUGUGUGUGUGUGUGUGUGUGUGUGUGUGUGUGUGUGUGUGUGUGUGAAGAGCAAGGGCAAACCUGGAGCACACAGACAGCUAGGUGAAGGAACACAAUAGGGUAUACUGUACCUCCUUAAGUAUGUGAAGUUGGAUUACCUAGUUUUGGCUCUGUAAUGUUGUGAGCACAAAGAAGCUGAUCUGGGAUGAUUAUUUGCAUUACCACUUCUUCCUUUAGAGUAACUUGAAAUGUUAAAUGGCUAUUGGUAUUGUGAUAGGUAACUGUAAGGAUGAAGCAAUGAAACUAGUGAUCUUUUCCUGUUUUUAUUCCAGCAGUUAGUGAAAGUAUGAUAUCUUGUCUUAACUAAUUUUCUCCUUAUAUUGCUAUUACAUAUAUUUCUUGAUUUAUUGCUACAUUUUGCUGUUAUAUGAGUGUUCUUCAGAUAUAAUCUAUUUAGUAUUUUCAUGAGAAUAUCUGCCAAAGUUUCUAUAAAAUCUUAACACAUGUAACCAACAUGCUAACAUUUCAGUGGACAUGUUUUUUAAUGGCCUGUACUGUAGUCACUUUCUAUACCUAUGAAUGUCUUGGAGUUGUCACGUAAUCCAUGUAAUUUUCAUAUGUAGCCUUUUUUUUUUGUGAUGUUUUUGUGUGUAUUUUCUCUCUCUCUCUCUCUCUCUCUCUCUCUCUCUCUCUCUCUCUCUCUCUCUCUCUCUCUCUCUCUCUCUCUCUCUCUCUCUCUCUCUCUCUCUCUCUCUCUCUUUUCUCUCUCUCUCUCUCUUUUCCUUUCCUUUCCUUUGUAAAAUAUUCACUUCUUUUGUAACUAGAAGAUGAGAGGCACUAAGCUAUUUCUCUCUCUCUCUCUCUCUCUGUCCAUGAUUGUGUGAUGGAAGUGUUGUGCAGAGCUUGGUCACCAGUGCUGGCGGUGGGUGGCUGGUGACCCAUGACCUCUGGGGGCUGCUCCGUGUAUAAGUCCUUCCUCAGCAGCUGCGCCAGGAAGGACGGAGGGUGGAAGGCAUGCAUGUGUAAUUACUGCUAUUAAUGACCUUAUGUUCUCCGUAUAAUUUAUGAGUAUGUUAUUGUUACAUUCCCAUUACUUUAUCACAAGUUUUCAUAUUUUGAUGCACUGUAUUUACCUGAUGAUAUUACUGUUUUACAAUAUUUAUCUAGUGUUUACCUGGUGAUAUUAUUUUUUUUUCUGCAUUUAGGAGUAUUCAGUGCUUGCAGUAAUCUAUACUAUGUAUACUGCACCAUUGUGAGCUAUUCUGAUCUUUUCCUGAUGCUACAUUGCAAUGUGGUGCCGUACAUAUUCCAAUAAUUGUGUAUUAAUCCUGUUCAUGUAUUCCUGCAUAUUUUGAGUAUUGCCCAUGAUUUAACAUUGUUUUGGUUGCACCUU